AUGUCCAAACAACCUACAAUCACUGGAUUUUUUAAAAAGUCAGCUGAAGUUUUAGUUGCAGAAAACGAGAAAGUACCAGAACAAGCAGAACCCCAACCGGAAAAUGCAGGUGAACAUAGCGAACGUGUCGAAACCAACGAAAUUGACGAAGCUGCAGGUCCAUCGACAGCGGCUGAUGUGAUUGACAAGCCAACGAUCUGGACGGAUAAAAUGUGGCACGAAAAACAACAACUCUACCCAUGGCUACAGUGUAAGAAUGGAAAACUUGGGUGCAGUUUCUGUAUUUCCGCAAAAGAUCUUGGUCCGCACAGAACACAAGGCCGUUACCUGAGUACAGAAUGGCAAGCAACAAGCGUGACAUAUUACGGGAAUUCGCAAGAAGCUAGGUUAACUUCACUCCGUAAAAAAAUUUACAAACAUUUAAACAGCGAUGCACAUAAACUAGCAGAAGAGAUGGUGAAUCAGCAGAAGAAGAACAUCAUGCCUGCGCAUAUAGACGUCAUGAAUACUGAAUGGUUAGAUACAACAAAAAGAGUUUUUCACACGAGCUAUUAUAUAGCAAAGAAUGAUCGACCGUUAAACGAUAUCGAAGGGUUAGUUGACUUGCAAAUUCAUAAUGGGCUCAAUAUGGGGACUGGGCUGCAUUCACGAUCUUCUGCAACUGCUAUAAUUGACCAUAUUGCAUAUGAGAUGCGUUCCACAAUUUGCAAGACCAUCAAUGAAAACAAAGGGAAAGUGUCUAUUCUGAUCGACAAGUCUACUACUGUGUCUGGUAUUUCAACACUGAUAAUUUACUUAAAAGCUCAACUCGAAAGGUCAGGAGAAGCACAAUUCUUGUUUCUGGACUUGGUGGAGUUGACAAAUGGUCAAAGUGCAAAAGAGGUUCAUACAGCACUACUUGCUUGUUUAAAACGGCAUGGGUUUGACAUGGAUUACUUGCAAGAACAUUUUGUUGCAUUUACAACAGACCGAGCUAGUGUCUUGACUGGAAAGAAGUCGGGAGUCAUGGAGCUACUUAUGAAUGAUUUUCCAAAUCUCAUCACCUGGCACUGUUUGAAUCAUCGCCUAGAACUUGCGGUUGACGAUGCGAUUUCAGAAUUGAUGGGAAUAAACCAUUUUAAGAUUUUUGUUGAAAGACUGUAUUCAAUUUACAGCCAAUCGCCCAAAAAUGUGCGCGAACUACGAGAAGUUGCUAAAAGUCUAGAUGUCCAGCUUCUAAAGAUCGGUAAGGUACUGAGUACGAGAUGGGUUGCGAGUAGUCACAGGACGGUUUUGGCAGUUUGGAACAACUACGAAGCACUCUGCAAACACUUCAAAGACAAAGCAGCUGAAAAAGGAAAGAAUUCAACAAUGUACGAGGGGUUAAACAAGCGAAUCCAGUCGGAGGAAUUCUUGUUGGACUUGGCACUCAUGUGUGAUGUUCUUUUUGAGCUUUCUGAGCUCUCCGGGGCCAUGCAACACCGUUCAAUGAACAUUGUCAAAGCCGACAGAUGUAUCAAGCGGUCCAUGAGAAGCAUCGAAACAUUGAAGCGCAAGACUGGAACAAAGUUGAUGAUAGCCAAGGAUGCGGUCAAGGAAGGAAAAUUUGGCACUGUACCGCUAGUUUCCAAUGGUAGACAUGUCAAUAUUGAUGCUAAUGCACUAAUAGACAAAUUGCUAGAUGCAAUGAAAGAUCGUCUUUUGCCACAUGUGCCUCUGGAACUGUUCGCGAAAGAUCUUGAUCUAAAUUAUGGCGAGGAAGAGGUACGAUCAUUGUGCGAUCGGUUUUCCCUUUCAAGAAGUUCAACAGUGCCUGUGUUCCAAGACUAUGUUGAUAGUCAAGGGAGACGAGUACCUGACGAUCUCCAACCUCUAUUGAGAUGUUGCUCCUGUAUCCCGGUCUCAUCGGCAGAAUGCGAACGUGGGUUUAGUCAAAUGAACUUGGUUUGUACGUCAGUAAGAAAUCGCCUACUUGUUGAACGAAUAUCGAAUUUAAUGUUUAUUAAACUUGUUGGUCCUCCGAUUAAUGCUUGGAAUCCAGAAAAAUAUACUAAGUCCUGGCUGCGAAAACAUCAUUCGGCCAAUGAUGAAAGAGUAAGAAAGCGAAAGUUAGAGGAAGAUGCUGAAAGUCAGCAGGAGCAAACAGCCGCAAAACAACGACUUUGGCAAUUACUUUAG
Molecule: messenger RNA, 2157 nt
Organism: Dendronephthya gigantea
Lineage: Eukaryota; Metazoa; Cnidaria; Anthozoa; Malacalcyonacea; Nephtheidae
Product: E3 SUMO-protein ligase KIAA1586-like
Exons: 2
Coding region: 1-2157 (718 amino acids)
Molecular function (GO): protein dimerization activity
Source: RefSeq, a predicted model, not a curated record